CUAGGGCCUGCUCCUCCACUUCAUCCUUUAGUGCUUUCAACCUCAACCGUGCGCACAUAUCAUCUCAAUCGAUCUAAGGAAGAAGAAGCAAGACGUGCAACAGAGGCAGCUGAAGCCAGCUGCAAUAGAAACAUAUCGAUUUCUCUGUGGCUGACCGCUGACAGCGAACCGAUUCCCUUCUUGUUCGCACCCAAAUCAUUGAAGCAAUACACCAUAUCAGAAUGUGAAGCAAUGAUGAUAUUUUUACAAGCACACAAUCCCCACUGGAACAAGUUGCUGUGAGUAUACGACGUGAAGGCGGACAGAUGGAACAUCACGUUGGUUGGAACUUCCAUCCCAAUGACGACCCCCCUCCGGGAGGCUCUGGUAUGCUUGACGAAUGUCGAACCCAAGUUGUGCCAUGGAAUGGCAGAACUACAAGUAUGCCUUGUUCCGGCAGUCAGAACCAGUUUAAAAUCGGUCGUCGAUUCUCUGAGAGCUACACCGACUUCAAAUCGAGUUCCUCACAGUCCCAGUCUUGCAUUCAGAUCCAAUUCUCAAGGGUCAUCAACAACGUACAAUACUACAGAGUCUUCACCAUCACCGGAAAUCAAAUAUUUAGGCCGCAACGAAAGUCCAGGCGAUGGACAAACUUCCAGAUAUCAAUCUAGAAGAGGAAGACGACAAACACCCCCGACUGUUGUAAUUGAAGACAAAGAAGACACACCUCCCAAGAUUGCGUCAAGGUGUCCAAUAUUCUCGCACAAUAUACUCAACGACAUAACCAGCCCCGAACCACCUUCAAUCAUCCUACCGACUCGACAAGCAAAUAAUUUUUUGGAUUCAAUGUCAGACCUACCUGAUGUUGAUGGGGAUGAACCGCACACGAGUCAAAACAAUAUUAGAUCAACAUCAAUAAGCGACUUGAACAGACACGAAGGAGUCAAUACGUACGUACCACCACCUGCAGGUAAUAAUGAAGAUAUUACACCGGACUCUUCGCCUUUGCCGCUCCCCGCACCAACGGAAGAUGAGGCACCAAAUCCGAAGAGGAGGUCCAAGAAAACUGGCCUAUGGCCACCGUCCGAUAUGCCCAUGAAAACAAUGACCCAGUGGCACUUGGCGCAUACAUCUCAAACUGGUAAGAAGGAAGUUUGGGAUUCUUUCUUUGCCCCCGCAUAUAAGUGGGACCGUACUGCUAUGUUUAGAUACAUACGUUGGAUUAACAAGGUCUCCAAGGACCGAUGGGCUGAUUGGUAUGAGCAAUGUGAACGAGACCAGGUUGAAGCCACUUUCGAUGCUGCGCGCAAAACAUUUGCUAGCGAAUUGGAGUCCGCCAGGUGAAUUACACAAGAGUUCCGAUGUAGUACCAUCUAUUCUCGCUGCAUUUUCCCAUUUAAUUACACAAGAGUUCCGAUGUAGUACCAUCUAUUCUCGCUGCAUUUUCCCAUUUAACCAAUAACAUGUAUUCCUCAAUUUCAUUUUGAUAUAUGUGUUAUAUAUAUUUUUCACAUUUCUCUCUCAGUUAUCGAACAAUAUUUCUUAUUCCUCAUCGUCAAAUACUUUACAUUCAUGUUAUAAUAUUAAUUAGUUGUAUUAUAACUGUAUCAUAUAUAUAAUAAUCUAAUUUAGUCUUUUCCCCUGUCGUAAUGUAAGCAGACCGUAAUUGUUUGUCGUUGUUU
Molecule: messenger RNA, 1661 nt
Organism: Melampsora larici-populina 98AG31
Lineage: Eukaryota; Fungi; Basidiomycota; Pucciniomycetes; Pucciniales; Melampsoraceae
Exons: 4
Coding region: 340-1323 (327 amino acids)
Source: RefSeq, a predicted model, not a curated record